Messenger RNA from Lodderomyces elongisporus, 1722 nucleotides. RefSeq names its product MATE family efflux transporter. Gene Ontology annotation, molecular function: xenobiotic transmembrane transporter activity; antiporter activity. Lineage: Eukaryota; Fungi; Ascomycota; Pichiomycetes; Serinales; Debaryomycetaceae. Gene Ontology annotation, biological process: xenobiotic detoxification by transmembrane export across the plasma membrane. Bases 1 to 1722 code for a protein of 573 amino acids. Gene Ontology annotation, cellular component: membrane. The record is from RefSeq and is a predicted model, not a curated record. The transcript has a single exon.
AUGACUGAGGCUGAGUACCAAUUCACUCACACGACAAAACGUCGCCCUUCGGUGUUUGAUGCGCAAGGUAAACCUGGACUUUACCUCCCCUCAGACUUUAUCAAGACCGCUGUAUCUCCUCCUGGUCAAACCUUGGAAAACGAAGAAUAUAUUAACCACGAUGAAACCAGUCCGCUCAUUCCCAAACAUGUAUCUCGUUCCAGUGUCAGUCACGAAAUAAUAUCACAAGAACGUGAUAUUCUUCACGCUAACCACAUCCCACUAGUUGAUUCUGAUGACGAUGAUCAGAUUGCUCGUGCAUUUGCAUCUUCAGUAUCGCACCAUCGUAUUUCCACAACGACAUGGAGUGAAGAACUCAAAGUGCUUAUACGGCUCUCGAUCCCCACAGUCUCCACAUUUCUUCUUGAAAUGUCCUUUUCCACAGUUUCAGUUUUCGCAGUAGGCCACAUUGGGGCCAUUGAAUUAGCAGCAGUGACCAUGGGGUCGAUGACAGCAAACAUUACUGCUUAUGCUAUUAUCCAAGGCAUGGCCACGGCAUUGGAUACUUUAUGUCCACAAGCUUUUGGAGCUAGAAAGUAUCAUCUUGUAGGAGAAUAUUUUCAACAAGGUUUGGCACUCAUAAUGUGUGUAAUGCUUCCGGUAUUGUUUUGUUGGGUCUUUUUUGGGUAUGAGAUCAUUGCGCGUGUUGUACCCGAUCACAAGACAGCUGAACUAGCUGCGGUCUAUCUACGGUAUGUGGCCUUUGGUGUCCCAGCAUAUAUCAUGUUUGAAUGCGGGAAACGGUUUUUACAAGCUCAAGAAAUAUACGAUGUUGCUGCAUAUGUGCUUUGCGUUGCUGCACCAACAAACUUGGUAAUGAAUCUUGGCCUAGUCAGAGCUAUUGGGUAUAUUGGUGCACCCAUUGCGGUGGCUAUAAACUAUUGGUUAAUGACGUUGAUGUUAUUUAUAGCCACAGUGUAUUUUAUAAAGCCCGAAUCCACACCUCAAGGCUUCCACCCAUUGCAAUGUUGGGAUGGGUGGAAUAUCAAAAAUGCGUUUUCCGGAUGGAAGAAACUUUUGGAGCUUGCUAUACCUGGUUUAAUAAUGCUUGAAGCUGAGUUUUUAGCAUUUGAAAUCUUGACAUUAUUGGCAUCGCAUAUUUCAACAAUUGCACUUGCAGCGCAAUCUAUUGCCACAACAAUUGCGGCAUUGACGUAUCAAGUGCCAUUUGCAAUAGGUAUUGCUUCAUCAACAAGAAUUGCCAAUUAUCUUGGAGCUGGAUUGGGCCAGUCUGCAAAAGUUGCAACCCAAGUAUCUUUAUGUUUGGGUGUUGCAGCAUCUUUGAUCAACCUUUUUGUAUUAGUAAUCUUUAAAACUCAAAUUGCAAAUGCAUUCACAAAUGACAAAGAAGUGGUUAAUACUUUAUUGGGAAUAGUGGGGUUAAUUGCAACGAUGCAAAUUGCUGAUGCGCUAAAUGCCAAUUCUGCAGGUUGUUUACGUGGACAGGGACAGACCAAGAUUGGUGGUAUUGUUAAUUUGGUGAGUUAUUACUUUGUAGGUCUCCCACUCUCGGUGUACAUAACUUUUUAUUCACCAUGGAAAGGGUCAUUGGACGGCUUAUGGAUAGGUGCGAUUGCUGCGUUGGCACUUAUCGGAGUUGUACAGAGUUACUAUGCACUCGCAGCAAACUUUGAAUCGUUAUGCGAGCAAGCAAGAAAACGAACCAAUGGAUCUAGUGUUUGA